AUGUUUUCAGAAAACAUUUAUAUCAACACGAACCUCAAAAAUAAAUUUGAUUCCUCAGACAUCAAAACAGAUGUGAAAGGUUCUCCUCAAAAGAAGACCUCGUCUCAUGAAAAUUGUCAUAGAUUUUCCAGGGUCCUCUUCACUGCACUCACAAUCUACUUCCUGCUCUCAACAAUCUUAUUCUCCACUGCUCUGAUCACUUUGUUUAAAAAAUAUUCUCAGCUUCUUGAAGAAAAGGCAAUCAGAAAAGAACUGAAUUAUACCCAAUUGGAAUGUACAAAGCAGCAUUCACUCUUGAAAGACAAAGUCUGGAGUUGUUGUCCAAAGGACUGGAAGGCAUUUAGUUCUCACUGCUACUUCAUUUCCAAUGACUUGGCAAAUUGGAACCAGAGUGAGGAGAAGUGUUCCAGUAUGGGCGCUCAUCUGAUGGUGGUCCACAGCAAGGAAGAGCAGGAUUUCAUCACCAAGAUCCUGAGUAAUCGUGAUGCUUAUUUUAUCGGUCUUUUGGAUCCAGGCAAUCGAAAGUGGCGAUGGGUUGACCAGACACCAUACAAUGAAAGUGCCACGUUCUGGCACCGAGGUGAGCCCAACAAUGACAAAGAACAAUGUGUUAUAUUCAAUCGACUUUCUGGUUGGGGCUGGAAUGACGUCUUUUGCAGUGAUCCACAGAAGUCAGUUUGUCAGAUGAAGAAAAUAUACUUAUGA
Molecule: messenger RNA, 705 nt
Organism: Cricetulus griseus (Chinese hamster)
Lineage: Eukaryota; Metazoa; Chordata; Mammalia; Rodentia; Cricetidae
Source: RefSeq, a predicted model, not a curated record